Molecule: messenger RNA, 2856 nt
Organism: Ictalurus punctatus (channel catfish)
Lineage: Eukaryota; Metazoa; Chordata; Actinopteri; Siluriformes; Ictaluridae
Gene: znf703
Product: zinc finger protein 703
Exons: 3
Coding region: 279-2081 (600 amino acids)
Biological process (GO): negative regulation of DNA-templated transcription
Cellular component (GO): nucleus
Source: RefSeq, a predicted model, not a curated record
GUGAGAGCAGCGCGAGCGCGGCAUCGCUCAGAGACAGUAGUGAGGACGGCGCGAGCGCGGACGGAGGCGAGCACGGGACCGGACGUACUCCGGGAUUUUCUUCGAUGUCAUUUUUCUCCUCGGUUUAAAGGAUCCACAUCUGCCUUGUUUUUGUCUUUUUGGUGCUGAUUGAUUUAUAUAAUUAUACAGUUUGGAUAUUUCCAACGAUCUUUGGAAGCCCAGCGCCAUGCGGAUACUCGCGCGCUGCAAAUGAGAAGCGGACGACGCGCUCGCGCCACAUGAGCGACGUUCCCUCGCCCUUUGGAGGAGUCGCGCGGACACCGAGUCCCCUCACCGCGGAGAGCAGCCAGCACCCCGCCCGCAUCCUCGCCCUCGGUCCGAGCGGCGAUUCACGAGCCCAGGCUCGCUUUCCACGGCUCGCGCUCCACAGUUCGCUUCCACUCGCGGAUCCGGUGCGUCACGCGAAGCGGCUUCCCGUCCGGAUUCUCCAAAUGCUGAGCGCGCGCGCGGCUCACAUGCUCCACGCGGACUACCUGCAGCCUCUCAGCUCCGCGCCGCUCCCCAUCGAGCUGGAUGCUAAGAAGAGUCCACUCGCUCUUCUGGCUCAGACCUGCUCCCAGAUCGGCAAGCCGGAUCCUCCUUCGUCCUCCAAGCUGAGCUCGCUGUCCUCGGGCAACUUGGGAGACAAAGAUGGCCGGUCGACCGGUUCGAGUCUCAAAUCAGCAGAGCAGCAGCAACAGCAGGGCCUGGAGGACAAGUCCAGCUUCAAGCCUUAUUCCAAAAACAACUCGGAAUGCCGGAAGGACGGAGUCGUGUUGAGCGGAUCAGCCGACAAAUCCGGGUUCAGGACUUCUGGUGGGAGUUCGGCUACCACGACGUGUCCGUCGUUCCCUCCUCACACCUCGUCUCCGAGGACCUGUUCACCGUCCCAGCAUGCCCCAGGCCAGGCACAUGUACACCGCCACACGCAGUCUCCGUCCAUGCAGAAACCCCUCAGUGUAGACUCCAAAACUGGAAGUUCUGACUCCAGCACGGAGAGCAGCAGUGGCAGCGAACGCGUCGGGAAAAAAGACUUGGAUAACUGCAGACUUGACAAUGCCCAGAUAGCCAACUCUAGCCAGGCACGCGCAAGUGUCAACUCCAGCAGUGGCAGUGCCUCGAGUAGCCCUCGACCAGAAAGCAAGAAUGAUUCCCAACCACCGCAGACAUCCUUAGCUAAUUCCAGCCACGUUGCCCCGAUUUCACCAUUCAAACCAGGACACUCCGUGUUUCCCUUACCUGCUUCCACCUUGGGAUACCACGGCUCCAUCGUUGGCGCCUACGCUGGUUAUCCGUCCCAGUUCAUCUCUGGGUUGGACCAUGCCAAGUCCGGUUUAGUGGGUGCUGCUGGGAUGCCGAAACACCCAAGCUCCAGUCCUUUAACUGGCACAUCUCCUCCAUCUUUUAUGCAAGGCUUGUGCCGGGACCCGUACUGCCUCACUUACCCCAAUGCGCCCCACUUAGGGGGAAGCAACUGCAACACUUGCGUCCACGACCCGUCCUCGUCUCUCAAGUCAGGAUUCCCAUUGAUGUACCCUUCCCCACACCUCCAUGCGCUCCAUCCGGCCUCUCUGUCCACGUCCGGUGCUUCCGGCUCCCUCUCCCACCCGCUCUACACCUACGGCUUCAUGCUCCCUAGUGACUCCCUUCCUCAUGCCUGCAACUGGGUCUCCGUCAGUGGGCCCUGCGACAAACGUUUCGCUACUUCCGAGGAACUUUUGGCACACUUGCGCACUCAUACCUCCCUUCCUGGCAUGGACGGAAAGCUCCUGUCUGCCUAUCCUUCCUCCGUCUCUUCUUCAGCUGCUUCUUGCCACCUACACCUGCCACCUCCCAACAGCCCCGGGGCUCUUCCGAGCUCCUUCUCGCUUCGAGGUUCUCCUGGACUCGGCCUGGCUCGCUACCAUCCCUAUGGCAAACCUCAUUUGCCCGGAGCGCCUUCCUUACCUAUGCAUUCUCUCCCUGCUACGGCACAGUACUACUCACCCUAUGCUCUCUACGGCCAGAGACUGGGCUCAGCAUCGGCACUCGGUUACCCUUGACGGGCGCACAGGUGGAGAGAACGAGGAACAGGUGAAGACGAGGUCAGGGACCAUCCACAAAAGAGGUUCCCAGCCAGAAAGGGAGCUUUAAAUGGAUGGAUUUACCUCGGUGAAACCGUGGAGGUGGGAAGCACGGGCUUGAAUGCUGUCGGAUCUGAAGAAAGAAACAUGAACUUGUGCUUGAUUCCUGAGAAUAAUGGAACUGAUAACUUUAAUAUUAUUUGACGAUCAAAGUUUUAUUUCAGUUUAUUAAUAAAAUAAAAAAAAAAGAAGGUAUAUUUAUUUUUCUCUUGAGCGCUUGGCUUUGUACUUGGGAAACAUUUACCGUCUAAAUGCAUUCGUUGUCACUUUGGUACAGGAACAAUAUUUUCAGAGAUCAAUAUCGCUCUUUCCACAAUACUUUUCUAUAACAAACUCAUUUAUCUUUCGGUUGUCACUUUGUUUGUUUUUUCUCUUUUGCUUUCGCGUGCUCCAGCAAGCAUGACUUGCCUGACAGCCGGUUUGUUCUUGGAAAUUUGCCAUUUUCUUUCUUUUCUUUUUUUUUGUACUUGUACAGUUCAAAAGAAUAAAACGUAAACAGACAGAUGUGAUAUAUUUUCUAUGGUGACUGAUUCUGCAAGCUGGGGAGAGUUUACUUGAGGGUUGACGGGAACGUGUUGGGGGGGGGGGGGGGGGGGGGUGAAUACCAACAAUUAAGAGUCCUCUGUAGACAUGGUGGCGCUAUACACUUAAACAGAAUGUCUUAUUUUGUGAAAUAAAUGAUAACUUGAUUAUA